This is a messenger RNA of Brassica rapa (field mustard), 980 nucleotides long. Its product is annotated as E3 ubiquitin-protein ligase RHA1B. Gene Ontology annotation, molecular function: ubiquitin protein ligase activity. Gene Ontology annotation, biological process: protein ubiquitination. Lineage: Eukaryota; Viridiplantae; Streptophyta; Magnoliopsida; Brassicales; Brassicaceae. The record is from RefSeq and is a predicted model, not a curated record.
ACUCUAAAUAUACUAAAGAAAUACUCCUUUCAUUCUUUUGUCUACACCGAAAGUUUCAAGUGUACAUCAUCACAAUUGAAAACUUGACACCUAUUUUGUAAUUUAAAAAACAAUGUCAAGUUGCAUCAAAUCAAGAAAUUAAAUAAACCCAAAAUUAAAAGACAUAAAAUAAAUAAUAGAAAAAGACAGGCACCACUAAGACAAAAAGCAAAGCAAACUACUUUAGUUCUUGUCUAUUAAAAACGCAUCUGAUUCUUCAUUCUUCCUUCCCCUUCUCUCUCACUACCUACUCCUAACAAACAACAAUGAGCUUCUUCAUCGAAGAUUCUGGUCUCAUCGUCACACAACUUCUCUACCAAAUGGCUGUCUUAAUCACCCUCUUGAGAUGGAUCUUUACUUGGAUCUUACGCUACCGAUCCAGAUCUACCUCCUCCUCUUCUUCAUCUACUCCUCCGAUCUCGUCACAAACCAUCAAAGAGAGCCUCGCCGUGACGACGUUCCGCGACGCCGCGGAUCGGUCUCCGGAACUGAUCAGCGACACUUGCGCGGUGUGUCUUGGAGAUCUGGAAGACGGAGAUGAGGUCAGAGAGCUCAGAAACUGCAGCCACGUGUUCCACCGAGAGUGUAUCGACAGGUGGCUGGACUACGAGUGCUGCGGCGGAGAUGAUAACGACGGCGAGGAAGAUAACCACCGCACGUGCCCUCUUUGUAGAACUCCGCUUCUUGCUGCUAAUACGUCGCCGUGUGCGGAUUGGCCGGUUAAGAACGAACCUAGCUGGGCCGUUGAGCGGCUUCUCUACCUCUUCGGAGAUGAUCUUCUUGUCUGACUUUUUAUUUUAUUUUUCUUUCGAUAUUUAUUUGAUUUUAGUGGAGAUUGAAAUUAGUUGGUCGAGUUUUGUAAAUUGGGAAUUUAAAGGGUAGAAUAGCAUUUAUAUAUAAUAUAUCAAUUUUAAACAUAUUUUCUUUGUGAAUCAUCAAAA